CUAGCCACAGAAAAGAGGUCGCUGGCAUUUUUGGGUACUCUCAGAUCAGACAUUUCAAGAAAUCCCAUAUAAAUUUGAUGAAAUUUCCAUCUUCGUCUUCAAUUGCACCAAAUUCUUGAAGCUAUGGCAUCUCUUCUAGCCAACGGAAUCUUACCUUUCUCGCCGCAGCCUGUUUCUGAGCUCACCAAAGGCUCUCUAUUUCACGCCGCCUCCAAAUUCCCAAAUUUUCGAAACCCUAAUUCGAAAACUUCCUUCAGGAUCAGGGCAGACGUCAGCUAUGAGCCGAAGACCACCAUCGACGCUCCGGAUAAGAAGCCCUCGUCGGAAGACGACGACCCACUCCAGAAGUUCUUGAAGCGGGACUACAAAUGGGGAUUCAAUCAAGAAAUCGACUCGUUUUCGAUUCCGAAGGGGCUAUCCGAGGAGACGAUGCGGUUAAUUUCUUCACGGAAGAACGAGCCGGAUUGGAUGCUGGAGUUCAGGUUAAAAUCUUACGCUAAAUUCGUCAAAAUGAAAGAACCAACAUGGUCAGAUAACAAGUAUCCCAAAAUUAAUUUUCAAGAUAUUUGCUAUUAUUCAGAGCCCAAAAAGAAACCUACUUUGAAUAGCCUCGAUGAAGCUGAUCCUGAGCUAAUUAGGUAUUUUGAUAAAUUGGGGGUUCCUUUGAACGAAAGGAACAGAUUAGCUAACGUAGCUGUUGAUGCUGUUCUAGACAGCGUUUCCAUUGCUACUACACAUAGAAAAACUUUGGAGAAGGCAGGGGUUAUCUUUUGUUCGAUUUCGGAGGCCAUUCGGGAGUACCCUGAAUUAGUGAGGAAGUAUUUGGGCAGGGUUGUUCCUGCAGAUGAUAAUUACUAUGCUGCUUUGAACUCGGCCGUGUUUAGUGAUGGUUCAUUUGUGUACAUUCCGAAGAACACCAAAUGUCCGAUGCAAAUAUCGACUUAUUUUAGGAUAAAUGCGAUGGAGACCGGGCAGUUCGAGAGGACCUUGAUAGUCGCUGAUGAAGGGAGCUUUGUGGAGUACUUGGAGGGCUGCACGGCUCCUUCUUACGAUACCAACCAGUUGCACGCCGCAGUGGUCGAGCUUUAUUGCCAUGCCGGGGCCGAGAUUAAGUAUUCGACUGUUCAGAAUUGGUAUGCAGGGGAUGAGAAUGGGAAAGGAGGGAUAUACAAUUUUGUUACCAAGAGGGGACUAUGUGCUGGUUCUCAAUCGAAGAUUUCGUGGACACAAGUGGAGACUGGAUCGGCUAUUACGUGGAAGUACCCGAGUGUUGUUUUGGAGGGCGAUGAAUCUGUCGGCGAGUUUUAUUCUGUGGCGCUCACUAAUAACUACCAGCAGGCUGACACGGGAACGAAGAUGAUUCACAAGGGCAAGAACACUAGGAGUAGGAUUAUCUCUAAGGGGAUUUCUGCCGGACAUUCGAGAAAUUGUUACAGAGGUCUUGUCCAAAUGAUGUCUGGUGCAGACAAUGCUCGAAACUCCUCGCAGUGUGAUUCGAUGCUAAUCGGAAACAAUGCUGCUGCGAAUACUUAUCCUUACAUUCAGACCAAAAACCCGACAUCCCGGAUCGAGCAUGAGGCCACGACCUCCAAAAUCGGCGAAGAUCAGCUGUUCUAUUUCCAGCAAAGGGGCAUCGAUUAUGAAAAAGCUAUGGCUGCUAUGAUAUCUGGGUUUUGCCGCGAUGUUUUCAACGAACUUCCAGAUGAAUUCGGUGCAGAGGUGAACCAGCUCAUGAGUUUGAAGCUGGAAGGAUCUGUCGGUUAGAUUCUCGCACACAGAUAAAGCACCAAAGCUCUGUAAAUCUCUCGACAUAUCAUAUCGGUUUUUGUUGUAUCGUCCAAGAAAAUCCAAACAUCGACCAUCUCUUACACUCUUCAUAUAGCUCAGCUUUACUAUCUGUAAAUGUUCGGUAUGCAUUUCAUCUUCCUAAUAAGCUACACUUAGCUUUGUUGUCUGUACUAUGUACACGUUUUUAUGGAACGCCGUGUGAUUAUUAUUCUUAAUAACAGAUGUCUAAUUUUCA
Molecule: messenger RNA, 2023 nt
Organism: Andrographis paniculata
Lineage: Eukaryota; Viridiplantae; Streptophyta; Magnoliopsida; Lamiales; Acanthaceae
Product: UPF0051 protein ABCI8, chloroplastic
Exons: 2
Coding region: 124-1764 (546 amino acids)
Biological process (GO): iron-sulfur cluster assembly
Source: RefSeq, a predicted model, not a curated record